AUGAGCCCAAUGAACCUUUUGAAUGACCCUAUCACUAUUGAGCAGGUCGAGCUUCUUGCUCGGCAAAAGCUUCCUAGCCAGGUCUACGAUUACUAUGCCAGUGGAGCCAAUGAUCAGAGGGUAAAGGACUCAAAUACAGCUGAAUUUGAUGGUCUAUACAUUCUUCCCAGGGUUCUUCGCGAUGUCUCUUGUGUCGAUACGUCGGUGAACAUCCUCGGCCAUACGUAUCCCCUUCCCAUAGGAAUUGCCCCUAGUGCAAUGCAGCGACUAGCUAGUCCUGGUGGUGAGCUAGAUGUGGCUCAGGCAGCCUCUUCAAUGGGACUGAAUCUUACUCUUUCAUCGAAUUCCACCACAUCGCUGGAAGACGUGAUAGGAACACUUCAUGAAUCAAACGGACCAAAAGCGGGCCCUCAAUUCUGGUUUCAAAUUUACCUGCCAUCGAAGUUGGAGCUGAGUAUUCCAUUAAUCAAAAGAGCUGAAGCUGCUGGGGGGAUUGAACUGGUCAAUAUCGCAAAGACCCAUGGGCCACGUCCAGGGAAACCAAGUUUCAACCGUAUCCUAGCAGAUGCACGCACUAAGCAACAAUACGAUGAAGGCCUUCGUGAAGCUGAGGGUAAAGAAAAUAAUGCUUCUCUUACAUGGGAUUCAACAAUUCAAUUUCUGCGCCAAACUACAAACAUGAAAAUCAUUCUCAAAGGUAUCAUGGCACCGGAAGACGCAGAACUCGCGAUUAAGCACGGAGUAGAUGCUCUCUAA
This is a messenger RNA of Penicillium malachiteum, 756 nucleotides long. RefSeq names its product alpha-hydroxy acid oxidase. Lineage: Eukaryota; Fungi; Ascomycota; Eurotiomycetes; Eurotiales; Aspergillaceae. Gene Ontology annotation, molecular function: oxidoreductase activity. The transcript has 4 exons. The record is from RefSeq and is a predicted model, not a curated record. Bases 1 to 756 code for a protein of 251 amino acids.